Messenger RNA from Gossypium raimondii (Peruvian cotton), 710 nucleotides. Its product is annotated as heavy metal-associated isoprenylated plant protein 27. NCBI's taxonomy places the organism in Eukaryota, Viridiplantae, Streptophyta, Magnoliopsida, Malvales, Malvaceae. The record is from RefSeq and is a predicted model, not a curated record. The transcript is spliced from 2 exons. Gene Ontology annotation, molecular function: metal ion binding. Bases 51 to 518 code for a protein of 155 amino acids.
CACUACAAAUUUAAGCACCCGUCGUAAAUUUUUAGCAUUCGAAUGCUUUAAUGGGUUUCCUUGAUUCUGUCUUUGAAUUCUUCGACUGUGAUUGGCCGAGCCAUAAAAAGCUCAAAAAGAAGAUACUCCAGACGGUGGAGAUAAAAGUGAAGAUGGACUGCGAAGGAUGCGAAAGGAAGGUGAAGAAAUCAGUGCAAGGCAUGAAAGGGGUGACGCAAGUGGAGGUGAACCCUAAACAAAGCAAGCUCACGGUGGUGGGUUACGUGGAUCCCGAUAAGGUAUUAGAACGGGUCAGGCAUCGAACGGGGAAGAAGGUGGAGUUUUGGCCUUACGUGCCUUACGAUUUGGUGCCGCACCCUUACGCACCGGGGGCGUAUGAUAAGAAAGCGCCGCCUGGGUAUGUGCGGAAUGUGGUCGGAGAUCCUCAGGCCGGUGAGUUGGCCAGGGCUACCUCCUUCGAAGUGAAGUACACUACCGCGUUUAGCGAUGAGAACCCAAAUGCCUGUGUCAUCAUGUGAAAAAUUAUGAACCUGCUGUUUUUUAAUCUUUGUACAUUAUUAUUAGUGUGCUUUGCAUUUGUUUUACUAUCCCACUUUUGCAUUUUGUAUAUUAUAUUAGAAAAGGAAAAUAUAUUUUUAGUAUAUUUUAUUAUUAUCGAUACCAUGUUAGAAUUAUGUUAGGUUAGAGCACGAGAAGUGAGAAAGUGAUGG